Molecule: messenger RNA, 2681 nt
Organism: Vidua chalybeata
Lineage: Eukaryota; Metazoa; Chordata; Aves; Passeriformes; Viduidae
Gene: ACTR8
Product: actin related protein 8
Biological process (GO): double-strand break repair; regulation of DNA-templated transcription
Cellular component (GO): Ino80 complex
Source: RefSeq, a predicted model, not a curated record
GCCCGCUUCCGCCCCGCGCCGGGCUCGGCGCCGCUCGGGCCCGGCAGACGCGGCUUCCGCCCGGCCGGAGCAUGACCCAGGCGGAGAAGGGCGAGGCGGAGAACGGCAAGGACAAGGAGCGCGACCGGGAGCGCGAGCAGCGCGGCGUGAAGCGGCCCAUCGUCCCCGCCGCCGUGCCCGAGUCCCUGCAGGAGGUGAGGCCCGGAGCCGAGCGGCGGCCGCCGGGCACUGCUCCCCCGCUGGGGCGGGCCUGGCCCGGGCUCGGCCUUUUAAAGGCCUGCGGAGGGGGGCGUGGACGCCGGGAGGGCUCCAGGUGGUCCUGGGCGCUCGGUCUGACUUCGUGCGCGUUGUGCUGCUUUCAGCAAAUACAGAGCAACUUCAUCGUGGUGAUCCACCCCGGCUCGACCACCCUGCGGCUCGGGCGGGCCACGGACACGCUGCCCGCGGGCAUCCCGCACGUGAUCGCGCGGCGGCACAAGCAGCCGGGCCAGGCGGCCUACAGGGACAGCUGGCUCCUCAGGGACGGCCUCAAUAAACCUGAGAGUACUGAGCAGAGACAAAAUGGCCUUAAAAUGGUGGACCAAGCAAUAUGGUCCAAAAAGAUGUCAAAUGGAGCAAGGCGCAUACCAGUGUCACCUGAACAGGCCAGGUCAUACAACAGGCAGAUGAGACCUGCCAUUUUGGAUCACAGCUCUGGGGCCAAGUGGACAAACACAUCAAAUCAUCCUGAAUUUUUGGUAGGAGAAGAGGCGCUGUAUGUUAAUCCAUUAGAUUCUUAUAACAUACAUUGGCCCAUUAGACGGGGACAGCUGAAUCUCCACCCAGGACCUGGUGGCUCCCUCACUGCAGUACUGGCAGACCUGGAAGUUAUAUGGUCACAUGCAAUACAAAAAUACCUGGAAAUACCACUGAAAGACCUGAAGUACUAUAGAUGCAUUUUACUAAUUCCAGACAUCUAUAAUAAACAACACGUGAAAGAACUGGUAAAUAUGAUCCUAAUGAAGAUGGGCUUCUCAGGAAUUAUUGUACACCAGGAGUCUGUCUGUGCUACCUUUGGAAGUGGUUUAAGCAGUGCAUGCAUUGUAGAUGUGGGAGAUCAGAAGACAAGUGUUUGCUGUGUAGAAGAUGGUGUUUCCCAUCGCAAUACCAGGCUGUGCCUUGCAUAUGGAGGCUCUGAUGUGUCAAGGUGUUUUUAUUGGCUUAUGCAACGAGCAGGAUUCCCAUACAGAGACUGCCAGUUAACCAAUAAGUUGGACUGCCUGCUGCUUCAACACCUAAAGGAGACAUUCUGUCAUCUAGAUCAGGAUAUUUCUGGAUUACAAGAUCACGAGUUCCAAAUUCGGCAUCCGGAUUCUCCAGCUUUAUUGUACCAGUUCCGAUUAGGGGAUGAAAAAUUACAGGCACCCAUGGCUCUGUUUUAUCCAGCAACUUUUGGAAUUGUUGGACAAAAAAUGACAAUUUUGCAGCACAGGUCACAAGGUGAUCCUGAGGAUCCUCAUGAUGAGCAUUAUCUGCUGGCCACACAAAGUAAGCAGGAGCAGUCUGCAAAAGCUACAGCUGACAGAAAAUCUAUGUCAAAGCCUGGUCCAUUUGAGGGAGAAUUGAGAGGCCAAUCCUCAGAUAUUUCAGAGAGGAUCUACCCACAAGAAGUAGAGCUGGGCUCUUCCCAGGGUGACUGUAUGAUACCUGGCAAUGACUCAGAGGAACCUUUAGCUGCACACAUGUCCAGGAAAACUGCUAUUUCUCAGUUUGAAGGCAAAGCCUUGGGCCUGGACAAAGCCAUCCUUCAUAGUAUUGACUGCUGUGCAUCUGAUGAUACAAAAAAGAAGAUGUACAGCUCCAUCUUAGUAGUGGGAGGAGGCCUUAUGUUUCAUAAAGCUCAAGAGUUUCUUCAACACCGAAUUCUCAACAAAAUGCCACCUUCUUUCAGAAGAGUUGUUGAAAAUGUUGAGGUCAUCACAAGGCCUAAGGAUAUGGACCCACGUUUAAUUGCCUGGAAAGGAGGGGCAGUUUUGGCCUGUCUGGACACAACUCAGGAGCUGUGGAUAUACCAGAGGGAGUGGCAGCGCUUUGGUGUCAGGAUGUUACGGGAGCGAGCUGCCUUUGUGUGGUAAUGCAGAUGCUUACAGAGGAGCCUGUAGGAACUUCACUGAAGAUCCCUUUCCCCAAAUGCCCUUUUUUCCCAGUGCACAUGAAUUGAUCUUCUGCUGACACAUAUUUUUUGUAUUUUAUUAAUAUUAACUUCAACUGAGAUUUUUCUGGAAGUGUUGUAAAAAACAAAAAAACUUACUGAAUUAUUUUGACUUCAGCUACCCUUUGUCUCUUAAACUGUAUGCAUUGAAUUCUGCAUACAGAAUACCACUGUCAUCUCCAGAGUAACUAUAUUUAUAUUAUACAUGUAAUGUAUAUUAAAAUUGCACAGUGUAGGAACUUAAGGUAUGAAAUAUUACGUGAGAGAUGUUAAGCCAAGAUUAAUUCCAGAAACAUGUACACAGAACCAACAGCUGAAGAGUGCAGCUGUGGAUUUAAUGUCAUAUUCUGAUUGCUACUCUAAUGUUACCAGGAGAUGAAGUUGUUAUAUAAGUGAUCAUUAGGGUAAAAGUGAAAUGAAGAACUAAAACUACAGUCACUGUUUGUAUUUUACUUAUGUAAUAAAUUAUUUUAUUUAGUAGAAAGACAAA